Molecule: messenger RNA, 5726 nt
Organism: Dreissena polymorpha
Lineage: Eukaryota; Metazoa; Mollusca; Bivalvia; Myida; Dreissenidae
Product: ceramide kinase-like protein
Exons: 13
Coding region: 133-2346 (737 amino acids)
Molecular function (GO): kinase activity
Source: RefSeq, a predicted model, not a curated record
ACUUGUUUACUUCCGGGGCAAUAUUGAUUACUUUGAUUAUUGACAAUCAACUUUUGACCAUAAAUUCCUGACCAGAUUUUCAUUACAAUUAAUCGUCGAAUAUUGCUGUUUCUUAUAACUUAAAUAGUUUGAAUGCCUUCAAACAUGGGUGACAUGGAUGAAUAUAUUUUCGAUGACGAUGGAAAUCCGAUCUUGCAGUGUCCGAAUUUUGUGCAACAAGAAAAUAUUUUUGCUAAUGAACCCGACUUAAAGGAUAUAUUUCACAUUAAAUCGGAUGGGUUUGAUGUUCUACUUUCUCUUGCCAAGGGUCUUAUAACUUGGACUAAUGUUAAUCCAUCAGGUAAGAAAAAGAAGAAAGGAAAAGGUGAAGACCGCAACACUGUUAUGCUGAAAGACGUUUUUGCGGUGUCGCUGAAAAGGAAAAAGUCUAACACAGAUUCAGAUGAAGGAUUCUGUAUAGGUUUUACUUUGCAUAUAUGCGACAUAUUUGGUCCAAACCUUCUCAGUGAGAGAGCUGUGGUUUUUGAGCAUCCCAGUGAAGCACUGUGCAACCGAUACCUGCACAAGAUCCAGUCUUAUAUCACAAAACUGUUCAGACGCCCGACCUCGGUCAAGCUGUUCCUGCAAACUCAUGCAGGCGGCAAGAAUGGUAGCUCCCUAUACAAGAGCAAAGUCCUGCCACUCUUCCAGGCGGCAGAUGUCCAAGUUGACUGUGUUGAGGUCCAGCAUAAUGAACACAUCAAACAGGAAAUGGUUCAUAUUAAUCUAGAUGACUUUGACUGCAUCAUUGCCAUGGGAGGUGAUGGCACAGCCAACAAGGUUGCUGAUGGGUUGAUGACAGCAUCCCAGCGGUGUCGUGAUGUUGAUCAGAAACUGGGCUUCACACCAGUCAGGGCAAGACUUCCAUUUGGAAUCAUCCCUUGUGGCUCCACCAAUGACAUCUGUCGAUCCAUAACGGGAUGUGAGGAUAUAGUGACCUCCAUCAUCCACAUUCUCAUGGGUCAGACCACUCCAGUUGACGUGUGCACAGCUUAUAACGAAGAUAAAUUCCUGCAGUGGUGUUUCAACUGCCAGUACGGUUUCGGUGGAAAUGUGUUGAUGUUCAGAGAACGGUACAAGAAGCUUGGAAAGCGGGGACUUGAGCCAGCCUUCAUCAAAGCACUAACUAAAGCUAAACUCAGACCGUAUGAGUGUGACAUUGAAUAUAUUGCGGCAGAACAACUGCCUUCUCAUAGGAAGCACUUGCCAUGCUUUACUGGAUGUGACACCUGCUGGACCGAGAAGGAGGCUGAUGGAGAUGAGGUCACACAGGAUCUUGUGCAGGCCUUUGAUCCCCUGGAUGAGUCCAACAACAGCGACACACUCGUUAACUUAGCAGAACAUGAGGACAAUCCUUGGCGAUCAAGAAAGGGGAAAUAUCUGAACAUCGGUCUGUUCACAAUACCUGGACGCUCCGAGAUAGCAACACGUGGUGUUAGCAAGUACUCGCAUCUCAAUGAUGGCACUAUGGAUCUAGUGCUUGUUAAAGAGGCACCAAGAAAAGAGUUCUUGAGGGUGAUUAAACGUAUGGGGACUAAUAAAGAUGCGUUUGACUUCCCAUUUAUUGAGGUGUUGAGAGUGAAGGAAAUGCGUUUCCGCCUUAGAAUUCCCUUGGGUUUCCAGUACAACGAUCACAACUUCAGUGAGAUUGACUAUGAAAUAAAUCGGCAACAAAAGAUGCUGGAAUCUGCCACAAAAUCAACGGAAAUCCUUGACAUUAAUGAGCUGAGUGAUUCUGAUGAAGAAUUGGAAAUUGACGACCUCACAACGUCCAAACCAUCAUCUGGGUCGGUGAAAUCUAAGUCAUCACUGCGAGUUGAGAAUAACAAUAAACCCAAAGCGAUUAAGACAUUAAGUGUUCAGCAAAUAGACAAGAAAAAAAUUAACAGGACCAACACAGAAACAUCUAUAGAUACUUUCAGUGUUGAUGAUUCUGAUGAUAGUGAUGGCGAUGAUAGUAAUGACGAGAAGGAAACAGAAGAAAUUGUGACGAUUGACAAAUUGGGCGUGAGAACAGUACGCUCAGCUACUGCUCCUAAGCAGACGUUACUAGGCCCUGCCUACCGUAUGACCUUCACGGAGCAGGAUCGUGCCAGACGAAUGAAACGGAGCCAGAAGAAGGAGAAUAAGAAGAAGGCUAAGGAAGAAAAGAAAAUGAAGUCAGUUUGGAACAUAGAUUAUGAGAUUUGUCAGCAAGAUUUUCUACAUGUGAAAGUUCACCAUGGUUUGCUGCGAGUGUAUGGUCGCGGUAUAUCACCAGAAACAAUAUACAGUGACCCCACACUGCUGUGUAUACCGAGAAUAUGAACGGGCCUAUCACCUAGCGCUAAUAGAACAUAGAUUGAUAGAGUGCCUGCAGGAAUAUCUUGAACUCUUUGUUGGAGUAGCUAUAGGAUUUCAUAAAACAUUAUAGAAAGAAUGUGAUUUUGUGCUGUUGGUUAGGGUGACUUACUACAGCUUUUGUAGACAUAUAGAAAUACAAUCAAAUUUCUGCUGAAAUUAAAAGCCAUUGGAAGGGCUGUAUGAUUGUUGGACAUAAAGUGAGUUUAUGUUGUUCGUGAACAUCUGCCGUAAAGUUCUCCUGGUAGAACAAAUACAUAGAAUUUUGGUUACACUUUAAAACCAGUCCUGAGCAGUAAUCAGUACAUAUCCUCCAUAAAGGGUAAAAUUUACGAUGUCAGUAUAGGAUAUUGCUGAAAAUGUAUGUUUGAAUAAUUUGUUUUACAUCAGAUCUUUGGUAAAAUAAUGUUAGACAGCAAGAAAAAUUUGUUUAUCUGCAGUACAAUCGAAAUAGCAGGUUGCUGCCCCUUGCUCUUUUUUGCCACCCCAUCCCUCCUUUUUAUAUUUAAAAACUCAACGGCAAAUUAAAAGACAAUUCUAAUAAACAAUAAUUACGAAAGUUAGACUAAGAAAUUCUUCAGAUUUCUUUUUAAACAAAAUGUCAUCCAUGUUUUUCAGCCUUGCCUUUUGUAGAAGCAUUAUACAUUUUAUGAUCCGAGAGCUUUCCGUAUCUACAUGUUAUUUGCCAUAAGAGCAUUUAAUUGAUAAACAUCAAGAAAAGCAGACCCAUUAAUGGUUCUAACCAGGCAUUAAGACUUGAACAUACAUGGCAAUAUGCCACAGGCUUUGACUGGAUCAAUCUAAACAAAAAUAUGUGUACACUAAAUACAAUUAUGUUUUAAAGAGUGUUUAUGGAAAGUCUUCAAUAUAGCGAACCAUUGUUGUUGAUGUAUUUAUAUUGUUAUAAUUUGGCAGUCCUCAAGUUCAGAACAUUCCAUGAAAUUGUGAUAAAUUUUAAUUUUUGUUUGUUGAUUGUUUUUAUUUAAUCUAUGAUUUUUCAUAUAUGUAUUCAAUAUUUAUUUUGAUGUAAUAUUAAAUAUUUAUUUUAUGUAAUUGACGUCUUAUUUUAACUCACGUAUAACAAUAAGUGUACAUUUAAAACCUUUGUUACGUCAUACUAACCAGUGUAUUGUAACUAUUUAAAGAAUGUAUUCUUAUUUAUUCAAAAAUGUAAAAUGAAAAUAGAAAAUGCAGCAAAUAAAGUUUGUUGGAUUUUGUAAAUUUCUAAUUUUUAUCAAUUGAUGAUUGUAUCACUUCCAAAAACAAUUGUAUUCUCAGAUCACUGAUGAACUAAAUGGUUAAUAUACAAAUGAAACAAAUAUCCUAUAACUAUACAGUGCAAAAAAGAAAGGUGUUUUAAUUAUGAGUGAAACAAGUCAAUCUCACACAACAAACUUGAGAUCUAAAAUAUUACCUACAGUUAUUCUUGCCAUUAUUUAACUUAUACUGAAAUUUGUUAUUGUUAAUGGAAUCCAAAUGUCAGCCACAAUUUUAACUUAGAUUAAUUUCAUUCAUUAAUAGUGCCAUUAUAAUUUUUGACGCAAUAACACAUUCAACUGGGUUUAUUUGUAAUUAGAUUAUUAAUUUCAUUAUCAUAAUAACUGAAAUACUUGUCAUUAGUUUGGUUGAGAACUUCCCUGGAGUGUAGAACUAGAUGUCAUUAGUUUGGUUGAGAACUUCCCUGGAGUGUAGAACUAGAUGUCAUUAGUUUGGUCGAGAACUUCCCUGGAGUGGAGAACUAGAAAAUUUAGCCUUACAUGUGUUUGUUUGUUAUUAAUAGCGUAGUGAUAUGCUCACAUUUGAUAUUGUGUUCAUAGUUAAUUUUCAAACGAUUGAACAAUUUAAUGCAAAAACUCUUUCAAAAGCUUAAGGCAGUUUGAAUAGGUAUCGGAGACUGUCUUUAUUGUGUAAAGAUAGUCAAUAUAAAUUUUUUUUAUUUAACACUUGAGAAUUGUUUGCUUUUCUAAAAUAUCUUUGUCUAAAAAGUAAACUGCAAUUUUAGUAUGAAAACAAGGUUUACAAGUUUAAAUAGUUAAGCACAGUUUUAAUGUGUAAACUACAUUUAUAAAUGUUAUUAGUGAACUACAAUUUUAACCAGGUUUACAUUUAAACAUCUGACUUGUAAUGAAUAAAAUAAAUGCAUCAACUUGAUACGAUUCUGUAGCACUAACCAAGGAUAAUAAAUCUUAAAGGGACUGUCAACCACAAAGGGACUGUCAACCACGAUGACGUAGAAAAGAAAAGUUGUAAAAUACUGUAUUUUUUACAAUUAUUAGUUUAUAUUGAUUAAAAUUAUACGAGUGGUAUAUAACAAUACUUGAAAAAGUUGUUAAGUUUUAAUAUUUUCGGUGUAUUUGAUAAUAAAAUUUUACUGGGUAUGUCUACCAGGUAACUAUACCAGUUAACUAUAAAUAAAGUCAUCAUCGUCAUGUGGUAAACCCAGGAAUGCAAAUUGUGCAUGCGUAGUGAAUUGUAUAUAUCUAAUAUAGAAAAUGAUCAAUCUACUAACGUUAUUUGUAGUGUGUAUAUCGUUAUGUCACCUAUUUUCACAAUGUACUUUCUAUUCACAUAGCGAAUUUUAUUACCAAAUAUACUGAAAAUAUAAACUUUGUUCAAGUAAUGUAAUAUACCAGUUGUGAUAUUUUAAUCAACAUAAACUAAUAAUUGUAAAAAAUACGGUAUUUUAGAACUUUUCUUUUUUUCGUCAUUCGUGGUUGACAGUCCCUUUAAUUAUGCAACAAAUAUAUGGUUUGUAUUGUUUGCAGGUAUAUUAGUAAUAUUGGUCCCAAACCUGAUUCCGUCCAUUGUCUCAAAAUGUUCAUGUAUGUUAUAUAUGAUUUUUAAGUUGUGGCAGUAUACUGUAUUGUGCUGUGGCUACAAGUAAUGUGAUGGAAUUUUUUUAUAUAUUUUUGUUUACAUUUUUCUCUAAUUAAUUUUUUACAUUUUUGUUUACAUUUUGUUUUAACCGUUUUCUCGAGUGUUUGUUUAAGCAUGCUUUAGCAAUGUUUCAUAGCAACAACUAAUAUUCAUUGUGUAUUAUUUUAUUUUAUAUUAAUGUUUGUUUUGUCAAUAUUUUGGAUGAAAUUUGCCAUCCAUUUUUAAAUAAGUUAUGUGUUGGUUGAGUUUGUAUACAUGUGUGUGUCUGCUUAUUAUUUCUAUAUUGCAGUUCAUGUAUGAAUAUGGAAUGUUUACAGUUCUCCUCUUUGUAUUCAUUCAUAUAUCAAACAUAAAAAAAAUGAAGACUAUCAGGAGAGAAUGUCUUGUUCUUGUCCACUAAUUUAUAACAGAACGCAGUCCUUACAGUUAGCUCCCUUUCUUAAAGUAGUUUACGUGCUAAUGCAUGUGCA